Molecule: messenger RNA, 2540 nt
Organism: Penaeus monodon (black tiger shrimp)
Lineage: Eukaryota; Metazoa; Arthropoda; Malacostraca; Decapoda; Penaeidae
Source: RefSeq, a predicted model, not a curated record
UUUUGAUUCUACUUUGCAGACUCCGACCUUCUAUUAGAUAUCCAACAUGUGUGACGAGGACGAGUGUGCGCUUGUGUGCGACAAUGGCUCUGGCAUGGUCAAGGCCGGUUUCGCCGGAGACGACGCCCCUCGUGCCGUCUUCCCCUCCAUCGUCGGCCGUGCCCGUCAUCAGGGUGUGAUGGUCGGCAUGGGUCAGAAGGACGCCUACGUCGGUGAUGAAGCACAGAGCAAGAGAGGCAUCCUGACUCUCAAGUACCCCAUUGAGCACGGUAUCAUCACCAACUGGGAUGACAUGGAGAAGAUCUGGCAUCACACUUUCUACAACGAACUCCGUGUUGCCCCUGAGGAGUCCCCCACACUUCUCACUGAGGCUCCCCUCAACCCCAAGGCCAACCGUGAGAAGAUGACUCAGAUCAUGUUUGAGACCUUCUCUAUGCCCGCCAUGUAUGUAUGCAUCCAGGCUGUGCUUUCCCUGUACGCUUCUGGUCGUACCACUGGUCUCGUCUGUGAUUCCGGUGAUGGUGUGACCCACAUGGUUCCCGUCUAUGAAGGUUUCGCUCUUCCUCAUGCUAUCCUUCGUUUGGAUCUUGCUGGUCGUGACCUUACCAACUACCUGAUGAAGAUCAUGACUGAACGUGGCUAUUCCUUCACCACCACCGCUGAACGUGAAAUCGUUCGUGACAUCAAGGAGAAACUUUGCUACAUCGCCCUUGACUUCGAAAGUGAGAUGAACGUCGCUGCCGCUUCCUCCUCUUUGGACAAGUCCUACGAGCUUCCAGACGGUCAGGUCAUCACCAUUGGUAACGAGCGUUUCCGUGCUCCCGAGGCUCUGUUCCAGCCUUCCUUCCUUGGUAUGGAAUCUGCUGGUGUUCAUGAAACUGUCCAUAACUCUAUCAUGAGGUGCGAUAUUGACAUCAGGAAGGAUCUAUUCGCCAACACCGUCAUGUCUGGAGGUACCACCAUGUACCCUGGUAUUGCUGACCGCAUGCAGAAAGAAAUCACUGCUCUUGCUCCUUCCACCAUCAAGAUCAAGUCAUUGCUCCUCCUGAGCGAAAAUACUCUGUCUGGAUCGGCGGUUCCAUCCUGGCUUCACUGUCCACCUUCCAGUCCAUGUGGAUCACCAAGGAUGAGUACGAAGAAUCUGGUCCCGGCAUCGUCCACCGCAAGUGCUUCUAAACUAUCAUCACAACAAACAUGUUGUACCCUUGGUCACACCGAAGGAAACUAUCUCUUUUCACUCCAAAUAACACAAAAUCACUGUUUAUGUUUAGUUCUUAAGGGAUCUACACAGAUGUGUUUACCUGUUGUCGAUACAACCUUGACUGAGGAUAAGGGGAAGCUCCCACCUUUAUAUACCCAAAUAUCCAACAUGUGUGACGAGGACGAGUGUGCGCUUGUGUGCGACAAUGGAUCCGGCAUGGUCAAGGCCGGUUUCGCCGGAGACGACGCCCCUCGUGCCGUCUUCCCCUCCAUCGUCGGCCGUGCCCGUCAUCAGGGUGUGAUGGUCGGCAUGGGUCAGAAGGACGCCUACGUCGGUGAUGAAGCACAGAGCAAGAGAGGCAUCCUGACUCUCAAGUACCCCAUUGAGCACGGUAUCAUCACCAACUGGGAUGACAUGGAGAAGAUCUGGCAUCACACUUUCUACAACGAACUCCGUGUUGCCCCUGAGGAGUCCCCCACACUUCUCACUGAGGCUCCCCUCAACCCCAAGGCCAACCGUGAGAAGAUGACUCAGAUCAUGUUUGAGACCUUCUCUAUGCCCGCCAUGUAUGUAUGCAUCCAGGCUGUGCUUUCCCUGUACGCUUCUGGUCGUACCACUGGUCUCGUCUGUGAUUCCGGUGAUGGCGUGACUCACAUGGUUCCCGUCUAUGAAGGUUUCGCUCUUCCUCAUGCUAUCCUUCGUUUGGAUCUUGCUGGCCGUGACCUUACCAACUACCUGAUGAAGAUCAUGACUGAACGUGGCUAUUCCUUCACCACCACCGCUGAACGUGAAAUCGUUCGUGACAUCAAGGAGAAACUUUGCUACAUCGCCCUUGACUUCGAAAGUGAGAUGAACGUCGCUGCUGCUUCCUCCUCUUUGGACAAGUCCUACGAGCUUCCAGACGGUCAGGUCAUCACCAUUGGUAACGAGCGUUUCCGUGCUCCCGAGGCUCUGUUCCAGCCUUCCUUCCUUGGUAUGGAGUCUGCUGGUGUUCAUGAAACUGUCCAUAACUCUAUCAUGAGGUGCGAUAUUGACAUCAGGAAGGAUCUAUUCGCCAACACCGUCAUGUCUGGAGGUACCACUAUGUACCCUGGUAUUGCUGACCGCAUGCAGAAGGAAAUCACUGCCCUUGCUCCUUCCACCAUCAAGAUCAAGAUCAUUGCUCCUCCUGAGCGAAAAUACUCCGUCUGGAUCGGCGGUUCCAUCCUGGCUUCACUGUCCACCUUCCAGUCCAUGUGGAUCACCAAGGAUGAGUACGAAGAAUCUGGUCCCGGCAUCGUCCACCGCAAGUGCUUCUAAACUAUCAUCACAACAAACAUGUUGGUAAUCUAAAAAAAUA